Messenger RNA from Formica exsecta, 2293 nucleotides. RefSeq names its product CCAAT/enhancer-binding protein (gene slbo). Gene Ontology annotation, biological process: regulation of transcription by RNA polymerase II; DNA-templated transcription. Gene Ontology annotation, molecular function: RNA polymerase II cis-regulatory region sequence-specific DNA binding; DNA-binding transcription factor activity, RNA polymerase II-specific. NCBI's taxonomy places the organism in Eukaryota, Metazoa, Arthropoda, Insecta, Hymenoptera, Formicidae. The transcript has a single exon. The record is from RefSeq and is a predicted model, not a curated record. Bases 712 to 1767 code for a protein of 351 amino acids.
GUCCUCUUUCGGAGGGGACCGAACGUAAAGAGGAACGUGCGGGAGAAACGUAGCGUCACGCAAGCGCAAUGAGGGACAGUCGCGCGGGCCACAUUGAAAGCUUGUAACAUGCCGCCGAGGCGAACAGUCGCGCGCUAACUCUCAUGCGGAUUGUAUUACCGUAUCCGGGCUCUCUCGUUCUCUUUUUAACCGUCUCUCUCAUGUGUAUUUCGAUUGCGAGAGACAAGAGGUAUAUAGUAAUCGGAAUCGUUGUGCGUGUAGGCGUUAGUAAACGGUGUUUGACGCGUAGCCGAACACGCGACUAAAGUUAAACGAGACAACAUUGUCGACAGACGGAACCUGUGACCGUCGAGGUCUUCGUGAUCUAGGAAUAUAUAAUCCGUUAUAGCCAUUAAGUACUUGGAACAGUGUCAAAAGCUACGACGCGCGGUUUCGAGGAAACGACGAAGGUCCAUUUAUUAUCCGCGACGGUGACGGUGUGGAUGAGCGGUAGUAGAUUCAUGCCGAGAGAUAUCCUCUCUCACGUCUGCUGGCUUUCAUCCUUGGAUGUCAUAGCACGCGAUACGACGGCCGAAGAGAAGAAGAAGAUAGAAUAAAGUAGAAACAGCGAGAGACGAACGUGGACCAGACGAAGUUUCUACGCACGCAUAGACGGACAUACAGGUGGUUGUGGUGAAAGGACUCCUUCUAUCUGUGAUGUGCGAGUGAACAAUGGAAUCACCGGUCAUGUACGAUUCGGCGGCCCAUCAGGCCCAGGCCCAGGGUACGGCCGAUCUGAAGAAGUCCCAGGUGCUCAAUAACAACACCAGUAAUCAGAACAACAACGCCGCGACAAAUAAUAAUAAUAAUAAUAAUUCCGCUCUGCAGAUCAAUCACAAUCAUAACCAUAACCAGCAGUUGAACAGCACGGUGGUGAGCAAAGUCUCCGCCAGCAAGGCGACCCUGCAUCAGCAGUACGCCGAGCACUGUGCCGCCGCUGGUGAACUCACCGACCUUAACACCCCGGAGAUCUCGCUGGACCUCCAGCAUCUGAUCGACGACAACCACUUCAACGACGGUUUAUUAGACAUGCUCAAUGCCACCAACGGCGUGAAGCACGUGAGAACGGGCAAUUACAACACGCGCACUACCCUCGCAUACAUGCCGCAGCCAGUGCACAGCGGCGCGAAUUAUCAUCAGGGUAGCUGUAGCGAUAGUAACAGUUCGAGCUCGGAAUCACCCAGCAUCAAGGAAGAGCCGCUGGACCCGGCGGACUAUCGACGCCACUGCCCUCAGUAUCCACCGGGUUACAGCCCGGUGACGAACAAUCCGUUCGCCAAUGGCGGUCAAACCUUCACCACCCUGGCACCGUCCACGAUACCCGGUAGUCAUCCCGGCACGCCGAUUCAUCAACCACCGCCUCGGGGCGGCCCUAUGAAAGGACCGGUAAUAACCCAUCAACAUCACGCCGCCGCCAACGUCGCCAGGAAACAGACCAAGGCCAUCGACAAGGCGAGCGACGAGUACAGACGACGGCGGGAGAGGAAUAACAUCGCCGUGAGGAAGAGCCGCGAGAAGGCGAAGGUGCGAUCGCGCGAGACCGAGGAGAAGGUCAAGUUGCUGGUGAAAGACAACGAUCUGCUGAAGAAGCGAAUCGAACUGCUCACCGAGGAACUCAACGUUCUCAGAUCGCUCUUCGGCAACGUCAGCAUGCUACCCGAGCAUCUGCACCGCGAAAUCUCGAGGCACCUCGAUCAAUUUCAGCAGCACGCGGUCGGACCCAUGUAGCAGCAGCGCGCGGACGUAGCCGCGCGAUGAUGAUCGUACGAGACGGCGUCGUUUGACGACGACGUCGUCGUUUACUCGCGUCCCCGGCCGUUAUCAGGUCGCUCCGAUUGUGAGGCGAUGUCAGUCAGUCGCGUCUUCCGCUUUCCUCUCGCGUCUCCCCGCGUACACGCAUCGCGUAAAUCUCUCACGAAGAGACUCUCGUCCCCCUCGCUCACUCUCGUUCCCUCUUUCUUCGUCUUCAUCUUCAUCUUCCAUCUCCGUCUUCUGCGUCGUAUCUUGUAUCUCGCUCAAUUCGGAGUGCGCGACGCGAGCGCACGUGCAUGCGUGCGUCGUCGUUGUCGCGAAGUUGCGAGCGUGGGAGGGUGAAGGGGGGAGGGGGGGUCGACGAGUCGCGUAGGAAGAACGAGUUAUUCAACGCGAGCUUGCGACUUGCGAUGCGAGCUAGAGAACGCGAUCGACAUGAUGACGAUGAUUCGCGUGUUCCAAGACAAGUGCCUCUGUCGCCCGCGGUCUUAUGCUCGAAAGA